This is a messenger RNA of Salmo salar (Atlantic salmon), 2816 nucleotides long. Its product is annotated as myoneurin. Gene Ontology annotation, molecular function: DNA-binding transcription factor activity, RNA polymerase II-specific; protein binding. Gene Ontology annotation, cellular component: nucleus. The record is from RefSeq and is a predicted model, not a curated record. Lineage: Eukaryota; Metazoa; Chordata; Actinopteri; Salmoniformes; Salmonidae. Gene Ontology annotation, biological process: regulation of transcription by RNA polymerase II.
GGUCUCUCUUGUCGUGAUGUGUGUUUUGUCCUAUAUUUAUUUUUAAUCCCAGCCCCCGUCCCCGCAGGACGCCUUUUGGUAGGCCGUAAUUGUAAAUAAUAAUUUGUUCUUAACUGACUUGCCUAGUUACAUAAAGGUUCAAUUAAAUAAAUAAAUAAAAUACUAUCGCUCUCUAGUUCCAAACUUCGCGAGACUAGUCAUGCUGUGACGUCAUCAUAAAAUGGCUACUCAAUCAAAGGGAUUAUAAGAACAACACCUGGUAUUUUCAACCAAACAAUAACGCUAUUAUAAAGGGCAGUUUGACCCCGGCGUGAAGCAGUGAUGUCACAGCAGGCCCACAGCGAGCACCUGUUGGAGCAGCUGCGUUGGCAGCGGGAAAGCAACGUUCUGUGUGACAUCACAGUCGUUGUGGGUGACACACUGUUCCGAGCGCACCGUAAUGUCCUGGCGGCAUUCAGCGGGUUCUUCUCGGCACUGCCUGACAGAGGUCACCAGGUCACGACCCUUAACCCUGAGUUUGUCAGUGAGCAGGCCCUGGACACCCUGCUGAAAUACAUCUAUACUGGAGAACUACACACUGACAGUGAGGGGUCUGAGGCCGUGCUGAGAGCGGCAGUGUUCCUGGGGAUGAGGGAGGCGGAGUGUCUCCUGAAAGACAAGACAGACAGCCGACAGGAGACGAGGAUAGAAUCAGCCCCACACAACCCCUCCGCUCCCUCACACUCCUCCCCUCUCUUACCCCCCAGCCCAGAGACAAUCGAACCUCUGUCCUGCCUUUCUGGAGUGAGCUUGGUAGAGGAGGAGAGGGAAGGAAUGAGGGGGGAGGAGGAAGAGAGGGAAGAUCCAGAGUACAUCCCUCCCUCCCCAAGCCCCCCAACAUCCCCCCGGAGAGGAGCCAGGAAGAGGAAGGGAAGAAAGCCCAAGGCCACACCUAGAAACCAGACCUCACCUGGAAACCAAACCUUGCCAAGUAACCAAACAUCAGCUAGCCAUGACGACAUCCCAGGUGACGCAAAAGUCACUCAGCCCCAGAGGGGCAGGGGGAGGGGCAGGGGGAGAGGCAGGGGGAGAGGGAGAGGAAGGGGUAGGGAUCUGUUGUUAGAAGCGUCAGACCCUCAGAUCGUCGAGGAGAACCAGACAGACCUCAGCACAUCGUCACUGAAACUUGUCAAGAGGAAGAGGAUGAGUAGUGGAGAGAGGAGAGGAGGAAAGCGAGGGAGGGGCAGAGGAAGAGGGAAACGGAAGGAGAACAGAUCGAGCGAUGGAGAGGGGGAUGAGGGAGAUGACAAGGGGAAGGCUGUGUUGAAGAACCAACAGGUGAAAGUGAAGCCGGUGUGUGCUGAGUGUAACAAAGAGUUCUCUGAGAUCAGUAGUCUGAGGAGACACAUGAGGAUCCAUAAAGGAGUGAAACCUUUCCAGUGUCUCUUCUGUUCCAGAGCCUUCACACAGGGAAACCAGCUCAAGACUCACCUCCGCAUACACACAGGAGAGAAGCCGUUUGCAUGUUCUCAGUGUGACAAGGGUUUUACCCAGAAGUGUCAGUUGGUGGCUCACUGUAGAAUGUACCAUGGAGAAGAGAAGCCUUACACCUGUGAACAAUGUGGGCUGCAGUUCGCUACCUCAUCUAACUACAAGAUACACAGCAGGAAGCACAGUGGAGAGAAGCCGUAUGUGUGUGAAAGGUGUGGGAAGGGUUUUGCCCAGGCCAGCACUCUGACCUAUCACAUGAGGAUCCACACAGGAGAGAAACCUUACCAAUGUGACACCUGUGGGAUGGCCUUCUCCGUCUCUUCUUCUCUCAUCACACACAAACGCAAACAUACAGGUGAAGCGCCACACGAAUGUCAGGUGUGUCAGAGGGCCUUCAUUACCAAACGAGAACUCAACAAACACUCUCGCAUCCACACCGGUGGAGAUCCAGCUGUUAAGCAGCGUGUGACAUGUGAGCUGUGUGGAAACACCUACGCUGGCAUGAGCAGCCUGAAGAAACACCAAGAGAGACAACACUUAGUGGAUGUUCCAGAAGGUGCUCUCCUCCACAACAUUCCUAUUGAUCACCAGGGAAUGAUCUCCCGCGACGCGCCCAGCCCUGUGCUCGAGGAACCAGACAACCCAGAUCCCGAGGAACCCGAGGAACCUGACAACCCCGAACCCGACAACCCCGACCCCGAGGAACCAGACAACCUUGAGCCCGCGACCCCUAACUUGAGCCCUAACCCUCUCUGUGUUCUAGUGGAGCAGCUGCAUACAUCUUCCCUCUCCUUCUCUUCCCCAGUCUCCCCCGCCGAAAAUAUAGAGCAGAUCAUCAUCAUUAGAACAUUGGACAACGACCUCUGCCCUGACCCCUGACUUGAACAACUCUGACCCCUAACCCAGACCCUAAUGUUACUCUCUCAGGCUUGGAGUCGGUCUGCCGUUUCGACUGGAUCACAUAUGAAUCAGCUGUAGUCAGAUAUAGAACUGUGUGAGUAGUGGCGAUGUUGACAAACGUUGAUAUGUCAUGUAAUUCUCUCCAUCUCUGAUCUAAAAGUGUUUUAUUUUUCUGGUAUGUUUUUAAUUGCUGUAUAUAGUUAAGUGAGAGUCACUGAGGACGUACCCACAGAAAAGCCAGGCUCUCACCGUAUGCUGGCUUGCAUUUCUCUGAUGGUUCUCUGUUCAUUGUUCUGGUUUUAAACCCACGUCUCAGUAACAUGGGGCUUAUGUAUAAGCUAGAGGUUAUAUUGAGAUAGGAUGGAUAUUUAUGAAAAGUCAACUUUUUCUUUUCUUUAAAUAAACAGCUAUAUUCUUUAUUCUGAGGAAUAAAUAUCUGAAAUCUC